Molecule: messenger RNA, 1489 nt
Organism: Chara braunii
Lineage: Eukaryota; Viridiplantae; Streptophyta; Charophyceae; Charales; Characeae
Source: the annotation of a GenBank genome assembly
GCAGAACUAAGAGGAGAGAGGAGAGAAGAGAGAGGAGAGAGGAGAGAGGAGGGGGGGGUGAACGCGGGAGAACGUGGCAUUUACAGGUGUCAUCUCAAUACGUCGCGGAGGCUGAUACGUGGUGAAGCCAGGGAACAACACGUGGAUUGCUGCGUUGUGGGUGGGUGGGGCACCUAAAGAAUCUUCAGUGAACAAGCAGUGAAUCAUCGGAGAGAGGAGCAGCAGGAAAGGCAAAACACACGCGUGGAUUGCUGCGGCGUGGGUGGUGGGUGGAGCACCUGUCCUCUCUCUUGCUUCUCUCACAGCAGGAAAGCCGAAAAAGGGGCUCGUCUUCUCUUCUCUUCUCUUCUCUUCUUCGCUUUUGUUUCUCCAAUCGCCAUUUUUGUUGGUUGACGUCAACAGAUAUCCCACACCAAUGAUGUCUUUACCACGAAACGGCCGCCGCGACAACGUCCCACGUGGAGCUGCUGGGAGAUCUUUUGCGGGACCUGGUACACGUGUCAUCACCAGCAGCAGCUCUUCUAGACGUCUGACGUCACCAGGAGCCGCAGCAGGACUCCCACAAGGAAGACGACUACGAGGAGGAGGAGGAGGUGGUGUAGCGGAUCGAUCACACGGAGGCAGCAGGAGGACAUUGGCCUCCUGCCACGUGAUGCAGCUGCCAUCAAUGACGCCAAUCGCUGGCACCAGCGCACCGCCCCCCGCAGCUGCGGUAGUUGCGGGACCCAUAACCUCUUCUGGAGACACGGUCAGUGUGAUCCUGUUGCCGCCAGUGCUUCCCGCUGAAGCCCGAGUUUCAGACCUGAUGGAGGUCGUAUCUUUUCGGAAUUUCAGUUAUAAUCCGAAGUCCAGGUUCUCGUUCCAUGUGUUCCUGAAUUACCCCAGUGCUUCUCUCUCGUCUCCUCGAUCAGGCAACCCGCACUACGUGACUUCCUAUUUUAGCAUGAUGGGAUCAUCGACUGUGGUGACGAUGAACACGCAGGUGUCACUGCGUGGGACACUGCGGGCCUUGGGACUCUCAGGGAGGGACAGCAUGAGCAUCCAAGUGGUACCGGAGUUCGGUAAGGCGGGCUACAGUGUGACCUUCAAUGAAAUCGGCCUGGAAUAUCUCACCGGGCCGUAGAGAAGGAGGUGGAGCACGAGGAUGAGGAGGCGGAGGGAGGAGGAGGAGGAAGAGGAGCGAGGAGGAGGAGAAAAGGCAGGAGGAGGAGGAGGGAGGAGGAGGGAGGAGGAGGAGCGAGGAGUAGGAACUGAAGGAGGCGGAGGGAGGAGGAGGAGAAGGAAGAGCGAGGAGGUGGAGCACGAGGACGAGGAGGCGGAGGGAGGAGGAGGAGAAGGAAGAGGAGCGAGGAGGAGGAGGAGGGAGGAGGGAGGAGGAGGAGCGAGGAGGAGGAGAAAAGGCAGGAGGAGAAGGAGGAGGAGGAGGAGGAACUGAAGGAGGGAGGUGUGUGGUUCUGUGUGUCAGCUGGGCGCAGAACUGACUAGUGUC